AAAAAAAAAAAAAAAAAUCUUUUUCCUGUCAAGCAGCGGCGGUGUCAAGCAUCGUGGAGGGAUCUGUCACGGGAUCACAGUGAUGUGCAGUCGCCUGUCCCCAUGACCUGAGCUGGACGAAAGCGAAACGACGUCGAGGUAUCACAUUAUCAGCGUCGCGUGUCGAGCCACGCAGACUGAGGUGUUUGCCUUCGCCUUUACAGCCAUGGAGAGAUUAGAGGAUACAUCAGAGCUCCAGUCGCGGCUGUCAUCCCUCUCCUUCUCUUCCUUCCCCGGAGUCACAUCCAAGCAGAGCGACGACAGACCGCUGGACAGGCUCCAGAAUACAGAUCUCUCAACGAGCAUUACCCAACCAACAGACCGGGCGGACAUGGAUGAAAUCAAGGAGGAUUCAGGGCAGCGCUCAGAGGGUAAUGAAGAGGUCCCCGCUGAGCCGGCCCCCGGGGACGGAGGUGAGGAGAACAACAGUGCUGGGAGCUGUCAACUCUCCGCUGAGAUGAAAACCCAGAUGCCGCCCCUGAAUCCGCCGACGACGUGGACAUCUGCCACACUGAAGGAGCUGAAGGCAAAGCUGCGGCUGGAUAAGGACAGCGUGGUGACGGUGUACCGAGGCGACAUCAUGACAGUUCACGUUCCCACUGUCCCCGAGGCCAAAAGAGUGUGCUGGGAGUUCGCUACAGACGGUUAUGACAUUGGCUUUGGCAUCUAUUUUGACUGGACUCCUGUCACGAACCGGUCCAUCACAGUGCACAUCAGUGAGUCAAGUGAUGACGAAGAUGAAGAGGAGGAGAUGGAAGGUCCCGUCAGUAAUGGAGAUGUAGAGAAGGGGUCCAAAACGCAAAGCAACUCAAACUUGGCUGAAAUCCUACCCGUUUACCGUCAGGACAGCCACCUGUCCGUCUACGGUGGGAGCCACGACUUUCCAGGUGAAGGAACUUACCUGCUGAAGUUUGACAACUCCUACUCACUGUGGCGAAACAAAACUCUUUACUACAGGGUGUAUUACAGUGCCUGAUGCGGCAGUCUAUUAAAAGAGAAUGUUACUCUUAUUCAAAAAAAAAUAUUUUUUGAUUCCAAUCUUGGAAGAGAAAUGAAAUUAUAAUAUUUAAAUAUAAGUUAAAUAUAGGCAUAUCUAUUUUUUAUUACUGUCAGCUUGAGUUGCAACAAGUUUAAGUUUUACAUAUACCGUCCAAGAAAUGCAACAUUCGCACCUACUGCUUGCUGAUAGAUAUUUGAAAAAGCCUUGCAUUGGUGCCAUGUUCCCAUGUUUGCACUGUGCUACUUGGUCAAGUGCCCAUCAUAAAAAAAUAUAUUGUCUUUAGCUGUAACAUGUCUGUGGUAGCAGUGAUCAGGGGACAGCUGCAGAGAAUAUAUCUCACUGGGCCACGUUCUCAAUUUUUUCUUUGUGUGUCUGCGUGCAUUUUCUACGAUUUUGAUUGUUCUUUUGCUUUGUUGUUGUGACUUGUAUUUGUCCUUCUGCCUUGUAAGUGUGCAUUUCAUUCAUAUCUGUGUUGAAUCUGAUAAUGCAGAAUGCAACUAUGAAAUACAAAGUGUGCACCGACUGUGUUUUUUUGCCAUGCUGGUGCUGUGUUGGUAAAAAAGAUGAAUGUCCUGAGGCAAGUGGUGACAGUUUUUUCAGAGUUUGCUUUUUACGACACAAAUAAAACCACCCCUUAUCUCAUAAAGCUCUUAUUAUGUAAUAUAGAUUCAAUAUUUACAUUUGCCUCGGCCCCCCCCCCCCCCCCGUUAAAUUUAAUGUUUCGGAGGUAGGGAGCAGUUGUAAUAUUUAAUCUAGUCGUGUUUUUUGUCUACGUAAGUGAAAGUAAGCGUGUUUCUUUUUGAAUAUCCUCAGUGUGUCGGACAUACUCUGGAUCUGAUUGUGUUGAAUAGCUUUGUUUCAUUUUUUCUUUCUUUCUUCCUCAAACCAGUGCUUUAACCAUGCUCACUAAUGCGGAUGUUUCCAAAGAUGCCACAGAUUUGGCCGCUCACGCCACACAAUGUAAAGCAGCAGGUUUAAAGCCUCCCUUGUUUGCUGUACUGUACCUUCACUGUAAGUUAUAAUAUCUGUUCAUGAAAAAUUUAUAUUCCACAAUAAAAAGGAGAUUGUC
Messenger RNA from Scophthalmus maximus (turbot), 2108 nucleotides. It is a transcript of the gene tmed8, whose product is annotated as transmembrane p24 trafficking protein 8. The transcript is spliced from 6 exons. The coding region runs from base 206 to 1015 and encodes 269 amino acids. Lineage: Eukaryota; Metazoa; Chordata; Actinopteri; Pleuronectiformes; Scophthalmidae. Gene Ontology annotation, cellular component: Golgi membrane. The record is from RefSeq and is a predicted model, not a curated record.